AUGGUCAAACAUCAACAACGUUCCUUGAUGCGUCGUGGUCGACACAGAAAAGAGCACGAGAAGAAACGAAAGGGAACAUCCUCUCGGAAGGCCCAACAAUUAGAAAAUAUCGGAAUUAUGGCUGCUAAAGGUGUGGAUGAAUCUGCACGUGUUUAUGAGAUGCAAUUUGAGCAAGGACAUAACAAGCCAGUGAAAGGAAAGGAAGAAAAACACAUUUCAUCAAAAAACAAAGCUGUUCUUGCUUUUAUGAAUCAACAAAAGAAUGAAAAAAAGAAUGAUGCAAAUCUCAGUAGUACUUUUGUACAACAACAGCAGCAGCAACACAAACGCAGAUUGAAUAUUGACACCGAUUCAAAGCAACAACAACCUAAAAAACAUGGCUCAUCGGAAUCACACCAUUCACAACAAAAUUCCAACAAGUUCCAUGAACGGCAGUGA
Molecule: messenger RNA, 438 nt
Organism: Naegleria fowleri
Lineage: Eukaryota; Heterolobosea; Eutetramitea; Acrasida; Naegleriidae
Exons: 1
Coding region: 1-438 (145 amino acids)
Source: RefSeq, a predicted model, not a curated record